CCUCACGACAGUCGACAGGUAGCAUUUGUUCUCUGUUGAACUUUUAAGAACUCAUAUUUGGUAACACUGCGUACUGGUAUAUAUAUACAGGGGUAACUGAAUUGAUAUUUAGCUUAGACCCAUCACCAUAAGUUACCAUUACAAUUAAUGAUGGUAGUGUGUACUUGGUGAGAGGCAGAAAAGAGGAAUUCAAUAGGCAUACAGGGGCAAGUGCCAUACUUAUGGUUUAAUAUUGAUGAUGUAACCAUAGAAAUGUGUCAUAGCCACACUUGGCAGGAACAUUCAAACGGACAACAACCUCCCAUCGAGAUUAACAACCAUUAGAAAAACCCCAAACUUUACAGUAUGGUGUCUUGUUUGUCGUUGUUUUCCAGGGGUCGGAGAGCGACCCAAGACGUGAUGGGAAGUACGAUGAACGCUACGCCUCAAGAUUCACUAAAGCCACCGCCCCAACCUUUGAAAGACCAUAUGCCGGACGAUUCAAUCAAAAAGGGAUUACCGAGCUAUCAUGAUUCUCAGUCCUCAUCAUCAAAAGCCCUACCUCUUGCUCAAGGGUUUGCUGGUGUACCAGAAACCAACCCACCCCCCUAUCAUAACUGGCAGGAUGCAGUACCUGACACUAGCACGUUCCCACCAGCACCAGUGAUAAGUUACUUCAACUCCAACGCUGGAAAUGCAUUGAGUACCGAUGCAGAGCGGGCUCAUGCAUUUUGCAAUAACACCCCCCUUUGGAGACCUGUGAAGCCAUCUCCGGCAGUCCUUCAAUCUGUCCAGCAACAUGACCUUCGUCCUAUGCUGUCGACCGAGUUCCGGGGGGAAUUGUCACCCAUAUCUCCUGGUCGAUGGAAAGGCUCCACAAGGAAUAUGAAUAAAGACUGCGUUGCCCUGACCCACUUGCCUCUAUAUUUCCCUGUCGAGGAUUCGCCCCUAGUGUCGGGAGGAGCCAAGAAGACGAUCUACUUUGAGGUCACAUUGUUAAGGCUCGGAGACGGACCUAGGCCAGCCGAUUCCAGCGGGUUUUCAAUUGGCUUUGUGGCACAGCCAUAUCCAUCUUGGCGGUCUCCUGGAUGGGAGAGAGGAAGUCUCGGGGUUUUCUCUGAUGACGGAUGUCGGUUUGUUAAUGACUCAUGGGGCGGACGGGAUUUCACACAUGAGUUCAAAGUGGGUGAGACUGUUGGCUUGGGGAUGACGUUCUCCCUCUCAGACAUGGUGGUUUCAAGGAAUAUGGGAAAGAAGCCAAUUGUGGACAUUUUCUUCACUCGCAAUGGCCGCCAUGAGGGAGGCUGGAACCUUCAUGAACAAGUCGAUGCAGAUGCUGGGAGCGUUGAAGGCCUGGAGGGUGAUUAUGAUAUUUACGGAGCUGUAGGCUUAUUUGGAGGCGUUGACUUCGCAGUUUGCUUUAAUCCUACAGGAUGGCUAUGGAAACCUACGUGAUAUCUACAUUCAUCUCAGUGAUACGGCCAAGUCCAUUUCUUUCUUGGUAUUUUUUCCCUUCAUUGUUUUUCUCCCUCCACUUUCUCGUCGCUUAAUUAUCUUUGCUUGACAGUGCCUGCAUCUAAUCAGCUAAUCAUGUGGUUUCGAUGAAUAAAAUCAAGCCCUAACUUCUGUAUUUCUAAAUAAUGACACAUCUGAAGUACACAUUUCCCUUCU
Aspergillus ruber CBS 135680 is the source of this 1650-nucleotide messenger RNA. RefSeq names its product SSH4 family protein. The coding region runs from base 400 to 1434 and encodes 344 amino acids. The record is from RefSeq and is a predicted model, not a curated record. Lineage: Eukaryota; Fungi; Ascomycota; Eurotiomycetes; Eurotiales; Aspergillaceae. The transcript has a single exon.